This is a messenger RNA of Linum tenue, 453 nucleotides long. The record is from the annotation of a GenBank genome assembly. Lineage: Eukaryota; Viridiplantae; Streptophyta; Magnoliopsida; Malpighiales; Linaceae.
CUCAGUUAAAAACGACACCGUUUAAGGCAUCAACAACGCCGCAGUAUCACUAAGCGGUGUCGUUUAGUGAAAAACCAUACCACAAUGGUUUGGAUUUUGGCGAGGCCUGGCAAGCACAACGGUGCCGUUUGGUUGAAAAAGAAACAAUGUCGCGGAAUGGAAAACGACAUUGUUUGUCAGCAUCGAUUAGUGAAAGGUGAUGCCGCGGUAUUGGUGAAACGACAUCGUUGCAUGGACAAGGUUGUAGGAUUUGGCUUUUCGCCAAGUUUCUGCAAACAGGAGCGGUUUCGAUGGCACGUGAUUUUUACGCAAAGCAGAAAGAGGAGAUCAAGGCAGUUGAGACACGUGGGAUUUCACAACGGAGCAGUUGAGGAAGCGGUUCCACCGAGCGUGAAGGCUACGAAGCAGUUUUUCGAAUAAAAGCAGUGGAGCAAGGAGAGAGAAAAGGACAAC